Oldenlandia corymbosa var. corymbosa is the source of this 1176-nucleotide messenger RNA. NCBI's taxonomy places the organism in Eukaryota, Viridiplantae, Streptophyta, Magnoliopsida, Gentianales, Rubiaceae. The record is from the annotation of a GenBank genome assembly.
AUGGAAGGUUCUCUUUCGGUAAUCAACCCCCAAAAAAGGUCCCUGAGAGACUGGAGAGAUCUUCCUCCAGAAUUGUUGGACGUGAUAGUAAGUAAGGUGUUCUACGUGUUCGAUUACAUUCAAAUUGGGGCGGUUUGCAAGUCGUGGCGAUCUGUAGCUCUGAAUCAGAAACCAAAAAGGAUGUCAACAAUUCAACAACAGCCCCCAUUGCUUCUGAUCGAAAAUAGUAAAUCUCAGACUAAUUACAAACUAUACAACGUUGGAGAGGAACGAUUUUACAAUACUCCUCAACUCAAGGUUCCCCCUCUAUCCCCGAGCCGUCGACUGUGUGGUUCGUCCUAUGGCUGGUUGGCGACGCACAAGCAGAACGGAUCAGUUAAGCUUAUAAAUCCCUUUACAGGAAAGAUCAUCAAAGUUGGUUUUGGUGGCAAUGAUUUUGUUAACAACAAUAGUGCGUGUAAUUUUGAGAAGUUAAUUUUGUCUUGUAAACCUGUGGAAGGUGAUGAUGAUCUUUUCAUAGCUGGUUUGCUCGCAAUUGUAAAUGAGAAGAAAGAGACAUACCAUUGCGUGGUUUUCAAGAGAGCGACCGAAACGUCUUCUUCUUCUUCUUGGAGAGUCGCUGUAAAGGUGGACUUUCGAUUUAAGUUUCAGGAUAUAAUCUUUCACAAAGGUUCGUUAUAUGCCUUGGAUUAUAGUGAUCGGAUUUCUGCAUUUGACUACUACAAGGGUAGUUACGAUGUCGAAAUAUUGCUACCUCCUUAUAGGAUUCCUCCCGGAGGUUGCUAUAAUUUUUUGGUGGAAGCUUCCAAUGGAGACCUGUUAGUACUGUCUAUGGGCGAACCUAAUUGCCCGUGUAAAAAAAAGGGUGGAGGAUAUACGUGGAUUCAAGUUUCCAAGUUGAUGAAAGACGCCAAAAGAGGAAGACUCGGCUUCGUUGAGAUUUCUGAGUUAAAUGAUAAUGAUUCCAUAUUCUUUUGUUCUACUUUCCCGUAUGGGUUCCAACAUUCAUCUUGUGUUCCCGGCUUCAACAAGAACUCCAUAUAUUUCACACAACGUUGUAUGGAUGGAUUAGGCACUUUUCAUACGUUAGUAUUUCGCACGGAUGAUCAGACAAUUAGACCUGUAUGGGAGGACCAUUCAUGGGAUCAUCUCUGGAUUACUCCAACUUUAUGCUGA